Messenger RNA from Suhomyces tanzawaensis NRRL Y-17324, 2560 nucleotides. It is a transcript of the gene GUS1, whose product is annotated as glutamate--tRNA ligase. Gene Ontology annotation, cellular component: cytosol; methionyl glutamyl tRNA synthetase complex; cytoplasm. The record is from RefSeq and is a predicted model, not a curated record. Gene Ontology annotation, biological process: translation; glutamyl-tRNA aminoacylation. NCBI's taxonomy places the organism in Eukaryota, Fungi, Ascomycota, Pichiomycetes, Serinales, Debaryomycetaceae. Gene Ontology annotation, molecular function: ATP binding; glutamate-tRNA ligase activity. Bases 235 to 2415 code for a protein of 726 amino acids. The transcript has a single exon.
GCCGAUUCCACAGUGGGCUACGGUAGACAAUACACAGGGUGCACGCAGAGCACUGCAAUAGUGGGAAUGGACAGCAGGGCACUAGUAGAAAGGGCACUGGGCACGGGUAGCAUUCCCACGCUUCCGUGCAGUGUGGGCAAGAUGUUAUGUUUCCCGAAUAUGUGUCACGUGCAUCUAGUCGCGUGACCCAUCUCCAGAUGAAAAAAUUGACAUCCAGAUUCUCCAACCCCAAGCAUGUCGUUUACUUUAACUAUUGCCGCCAAGGCCCAAUUCGUGGCUUAUCCAACCCUCAUUGCGGUUGGGUUCGUCAACGCCAGUGAUGCUGACGUCUCCAUUCCAAUUGAAUUCGUGGACGAAAAGUCCACUGAUUCGUCUGACGCCAACGCCUCCAUCAAAUUGGUUACCCCAGAAGGCCAAACCUUCUUGAACCAAUUAGAUGCCCUCAACUACUUGAGUGAAAAGUUCCCUACCAUCUUGGCCGAAAAGGUCAAGGCCCAAGAAUGGACCAAGUUCGGUUUGGACAAGUUGUACAUCAAGAACUUCAAGGAAUUGGCUACCGACUUGGAGAAGUUGGACGCUCACUUGAACUUCAGAACAUUUGUCAUUGGCUACAACUACUCGUUGGCCGAUGUUGCCAUCUGGGGUGUUUUAAGAGCCAACGCUUUGAUGGGUUCUGUGAUCAAGAACGGUGUCUACGCCAAUGUUUCCAGAUGGUACAACUUAUUGGCUGAAGACAAGAGAUUCGAAGCCGCUAUUGAACAAAUGUCCAAGAACGUCAACGACUUAAGAAAGUCUGUCAAGAGCUCCAAGAACGGAGGCAAGAAGGAAGCCCACAAGGCCAGCUUCGAAAUCGACUUGCCAGGUGCUGAAAUAGGUAAGGUUGUCACUCGUUUCCCACCUGAGCCAUCUGGUUACUUGCACAUUGGACAUGCUAAGGCUGCCAUCUUGAACGAAUACUUCGCUCACGCCUACAAGGGUAAGUUGAUCAUCAGAUUUGACGAUACCAACCCUACCAAGGAAAAGGUCGAGUUCCAAGACUCUAUCAUCGAGGAUUUGGCCUUGUUGGGUGUCAAGGGUGACAAGGUUACCUACUCCUCCGACUAUUUCAACGAAAUGUACGACUUGGCCAUCAAGUUGAUCAAGGACGGCAAGGCUUACUGUGACGACACUCCUUUGGAAAAGAUGAGAGAAGAAAGAAUGGUGGGUGACAAGUCUGCCAGAAGAGACAGAACUGUGGAGGAGAACUUGAAGGUUUUCACCGAAGACAUGAAGAACGGUACCGAGGAGGGAUUGAAGAACUGUUUGAGAGCCAAGAUCGAUUACACUGCUUUGAACAAGGCCUUGAGAGACCCUGUCAUCUACAGAUGUAACUUGACUCCUCACCACAGAACCGGUUCUGAAUGGAAGAUGUACCCAACCUACGACUUCUGUGUUCCAAUUGUCGACUCUAUUGAAGGCGUCACCCACUCGUUGAGAACCAACGAAUACAGAGACCGUAACCCUCAAUACGAAUGGUUCUUGAAGGAAUUGAACUUGCGUCACGUCAACAUCUGGGAUUUCGGCAGAAUCAACUUCGUCAGAACCUUGUUGUCCAAGAGAAAGCUUCAAUGGUUUGUCGACAAAAACUACGUCGGAAACUGGGACGAUCCAAGAUUCCCAACUAUCAGAGGUGUCAGAAGAAGAGGUAUGACCAUUGAAGGUUUGAGAAACUUUAUCAUGGCUCAAGGUCCAUCCAAGAACAUCAUCAACUUGGACUGGUCUGUCAUCUGGGCUUUGAACAAGAAGGUCAUCGACCCUGUUGCCCCAAGAUUCGUUGCUGUUGAUGCCAACAACGCUGUUCCUGUCAAGUUAUUGAACGGUCCAAAGGAACCAACCACCGAGCAAAAGCCUAAGCACAAGAAGAAUGCUGAUGUCGGUACCAAGCCAGUCAUUUUUGCUGACCAAGUCUUGAUUGACCAGGCUGAUGCUGAAGGCUUGACCGAAAACGAAGAAAUCACUUUCAUGGACUGGGGUAACGUUAUCAUCACCAAGGUUGUCAAGGAGGGCGAAAUUGUCAAGUCGAUUGAAGCCAACUUGCACUUGGAAGGUGACUUCAGAAAGACCACCAAGAAGAUCACCUGGGUUGCCGACACUAAGGACAAGGUUACCGUUGAAUUGGUUGAUUUCGACCACUUGAUCACCAAGGACAAGUUGGAAGAAGGAGACAACUUCGAAGACUUUAUCACCCCACAAACUGAGUUCCACACCCAGGCCAUUGCUGACUUGAACGUCCGUGACUUGAAGGCCGGUGAAGUUAUCCAAUUCGAAAGAAAGGGUUACUACGUCGUUGACCAACCAUUCCAAGAAGGUAAGGGUGCCGUUUUGUUCACCAUUCCUGAUGGUAAGGCUGUUGCCAAGUACGGUGCUAAGAAGUGAGGAUAGUGAUUGCUUGCAAGUUUAAACUAGGUAGUAAUUGAACAAAACUUCAAACAGAUGUAGAAAUAGUCCCGUGGCCGGAUCAGACGUGUUUAACAAUUUGCACGAAACUCUUCACAUCCUUUUCUCUCUACUAAUAGGUACU